Rhododendron vialii is the source of this 880-nucleotide messenger RNA. Its product is annotated as glycine-rich protein DOT1-like. The coding region runs from base 93 to 581 and encodes 162 amino acids. The transcript is spliced from 2 exons. Lineage: Eukaryota; Viridiplantae; Streptophyta; Magnoliopsida; Ericales; Ericaceae. The record is from RefSeq and is a predicted model, not a curated record.
AAAGGUGAAGAGAGAAUCCCCCUUUUCUCUCGUGAUAAGUUAGAACAAAUCCGUGAAAGCACUUCAACUCCCAUUAAAGAAUUCUGCUGAGGAUGAGAACAAAAAAGAUGGCGUUGCUCCUACUCCUCAUCAUGCUCUCCAUUCAUCUUCAUGCAUCCUCGCAAAAUCUCCUUGUUUCAGCCUUGGAUCAACAAGAAGAUCAAAAUGUCGGAGACAGAAGAUCUCAAGGCCUGGACGUCAAUACGUCGAUGAAAGUUGCCAGUGUUGGAGUGACGGUAGUUGAUAAGCGUGGAGGUGGUGGCGGUGGUGGUGGCGGGCAUGGCGGUGGUGGUCAUGGUGGUGGUGGUCAUGGUGGCAGCAGUGCCAGAUCAGCUGGAGGAUCAGAUGGUGAUACUACGGGCAAGGGUUCAAACCGCGGUUAUGCAGCAGUAGUCCCCUUGUUUGCGGCAGGUGCAGGUGCACACCACGUAAAUAACCGCCCUGCCCACCACGGCAAGAAUGUUGGCACAACCACCUAUAUCGGUCUGCCUUUCUUGGCGUCUGGUGUCUUGAUCUCACUUUUUGUUGCGCAACCCUUUUGAUUACCAUCUUCGGUUGCAUAUAUUAACAACGCACGUCUACGUGCACAAACAUUGUAUACAGACAUCUCUAUAUCUAUAUACUAUCAAAAAGGAAAUGUACAUAGAACUCCUCUACCAAUUCAAGUAACUUGUAUAUCAUGGUGAAAAAGUUGGGAGAUGUAAUAAUGGCAAACACUAUUAUGCCAACCAUAGGCAGCAGCUUAUAUUGUGAGGGACAUAUUUUUUUUUUUUUUUUUGAACUGUUAUUGUAAGGGACUUGAGGUGGCCUGAAUAACAUAAUUACUCUUUACCACGAAAAA